CUUUCUCUGUACAUUGCUUCGCAUGCUGCUUCCUACUGCUAGAGCACCCGAGCGUAUCCCUGCAUUGUGCAUUUUAAUUUAACAGUGACAAACAGAAGAAGAUAUCACACUGUUGUGGUAAAAUUUAAAUACCGGAAUUAAACGAACAUAGACAAGUGAAGAUGGAGAAAAAGGAGAAGGCAAUGGCAGCACGGAUGUUGUUCAGUCCAUAACCAUCGUCCGGCAUUUCGGACUUGCGCCAGGCAUCACACAGGUAACAGAAGCACACCACCCACAUGAAGCUCCACAGCCCUAUCACAUCAACGGAAUGUGCAUUAGUGGACACCUACGUAUAAAAUUACCAUGGACGUGAAAGAAGACGACAAUGUGUGCAUCGUCUGCUGGCGGGAAAUAAACGUAUACGCCGUAGGACUGUGUGAUCACCCUGUAUGUCACGAGUGCUCGACCAGAAUGAGGGUGUUGUGCAAAAAGAGCGAGUGUCCCAUAUGCCGAAGGAACCUUCCCAAGGUUAUCUUCGUGAAGACGAUAAAGCCGUAUGAGCAGCUCAACGAGCGUCUUUAUACCAUGGACCCGCGACCUCAAAUUUGUUUCGAAACCGAGGAGGUACGCAAAGUAUACAGGGAGCUUCUGGAAAACCGUUGCAAGUACUGCCCGCCCAGUGACAAACCACAGGGUUUCAUAAACCUGCACCAGCUGAGCAACCAUAUACGCAAGGAACACCGGCGCGCCUUCUGCAACCUCUGUGUAGAGCACCUCAAGAUCUUCCCUCGAGAACGCACAGCCUACUCAAAAAAGGAACUGGCACGCCAUUUGCAGUCCGGUGAUGUGGAAGACACCUCUCACAGGGGCCACCCGCUCUGCCAGUUCUGCAACGUGCGCUACUUUGACAAUGACGAGCUGUACCGGCAUCUGCGCAGGGAGCACUAUUUUUGCCACUUUUGCGGGGACGACUACCGACUGCAGUACUACCGAAGUUACGAAUUCCUGCGGGAACACUUUCGCAAGGAACACUUUCUCUGCGAGGAGGGGGACUGCAAGAACGAGACAUUUACGGCCGCCUUUCGCUCAGAGAUUGACCUCAAAGCUCAUAAGGCACAGCAACACAGCAAGACACUGAGCAAGGCACAGGCCAAGCAGGCGAGGACACUAGAACUUGAGUUCACCAUCACUCCGAGGAACCGGGCUGAUUACGAAGAUGGUAGGCGGAGGGCUCGCAACGAGGACAGGGAUGAACAGGCAGCUCUAAACCUUCUUCGACUGUCGUCCAAUCGGCCAAUAGCGACGGAGAGUUGGGAGACGCAGCAGCCCGUCGACUACCGUUGCGAGAAAGAGUUCCCUCAACUUGGCGGACAAACGACCACAGUGACCCUCGUAACUACGUACCCUGCGCGCAGGACAGAGCGGGUUGAUGUCAACAGUGUCGAGGAGUUUCCGUCCCUCAACCCCUCCAGUACCCCCCGGAAUGACUGUUCGGUCCUGUUUCGCUGUAGAGAGCCCAAGGUGUCCAUACGGAACAGGAACGGACCAGAACCCAAAAAGAAAGAAUCCAAGAAAAGCUUCGAAGAAGAGUUCCCCACACUGUCAUCCCGAAUGACCCAUGUGAGCUCUGCCACCUUGGUUCCCAAUGACACGCGUAUGCAAUGUAGCCAACCACAAGGAGCAACACCACAGCCGUGGCAGCAAAAUGGCAAACCCAAAAAGGAAGAGGCUAAGAAUCCCACAGAGGGAACCACACAGAGUCUUCUCCAGCUCAUCUCCGAGGCACGCAAAGAAACUCCACGACAGCAGGUCUGUCACUCAGUGUGCGCUACGUUCACAGCAAACGACUUCCCCACGCUCAAUGGGGGCCCCCCUCCUGGAUUUACAGCUCCCCGGGGGCCUCCUCCACCUGGCUUCUCAGGAGGACAACCAGAAAAGGGGCCGAAAGCUUGUGCGGAGUACACACAGCCGGCAGGUUUUGCUCAGAGGAACCUCAGAUUGAUCCAGGAUGUGCAACGCAUUCUGGGAGACAACUUCAUGAAGUUCAAGCAACUCUCUGGAGCCUUUCGACGAGACGCUGUCAGUGCGGAAGAGUAUUUCUCUCAGUGUGUGGACCUGUUUGGUGGCGAGGAAGAGUUUGCAGUUGUCUUUCCCGAGCUCCUCUUCCUCCUGCCGGACAUCGGCAAACAGCAGGAACUGGUGCGGACAUACAACGUGCGCCGUCGGGCGUCCGGCGCCCUGCCCAAGAACUCUCGCUUCCUCGUUUGUGCCACCUGCCAACAAGUGCUUUCGGGAGAUGACUUUCGGACUCACACUGCUACACACUCGUGACGCGGUGCACUUUUUUAGUCGACUCUGGUGCCUUAAUUUUUGUGCCUUGCGCAUGAAUUUAAUUGUACAAGAAAUGUGAGACUCGAGAAUAAAUGAGAAACGACUCCCGUCAUUGCUAAGGUCUCGGGAAGCAGGUAGAACCCAAAUUUCCAGACAUUCAAGGAAAAUGUGUUACGAUUGACUUGAGGCUCGUCUUGUCAUUUUUCAUUGAGAUCCCCUUUACUGUUUAUGUAUGUCAUUUGAGAGAGAGAGUCAUCAUGCAGCCACUACACCUGGGCUGCAGGCCUGGUUGAAACAUCCAUUGAAAUUUAUCACUUGAAAUUCGUUUGCAUCAACCCAUAAAUAUGUUUCUCCCAUGUCCAACUGUGUGAUCUAGUCUGCAGUGCUAUGUUUGAACUUGCGGAGCUCACUUACUACAUGCAUUUGGAUACCAGCUUGGAACAUUGUUAUACAACACACAUGCUGUGCACCCUUUGAGAGCGGAAACCAUACUGUACUCUUUUGGAACAACAAUCUUAGAAGCAUGCAAAACAAAAAGAAAGAAAGAGUGCUUUGAAAUUGCAGAGUCAGUGAUUUAUCCAGACCCUGCAUAAGGUAUUGUUACCUCAGCUUUAGAAAUAUGUGUAGUGCAUAAAGCUGUUGCAACACACGCGUAAAAAAUGACCCCCUCACUCCAGUUUUGGAAGGUCCCCUGUUCCUGUGGUACUGGAUAAACCACUGUGCCAUGGCUACGCAUAGCAAGCCAUAUUUAUAAGUGCCUCAAAAAAUAUGGCUCCUAUGUACGGACCUAUCCUGCUUAUUUGCUGCGUGCGAGACUGUAGUAUUGUAUGGCAUUGCCUGGCCCUUGAUAUGAGCUCCGAAGAUCAUGUACACCAUCAAGCUCCUAGCAGUGCCAGUGAUUGCAGAGAGACAGACUACAAAUAAAAAAAAAGUUUAUUUGUUC
Molecule: messenger RNA, 3253 nt
Organism: Ornithodoros turicata
Lineage: Eukaryota; Metazoa; Arthropoda; Arachnida; Ixodida; Argasidae
Product: E3 ubiquitin-protein ligase ZNF598-like
Exons: 8
Coding region: 343-2310 (655 amino acids)
Biological process (GO): protein ubiquitination; rescue of stalled cytosolic ribosome
Molecular function (GO): ubiquitin protein ligase activity; ribosome binding
Source: RefSeq, a predicted model, not a curated record